This is a messenger RNA of Lytechinus variegatus (green sea urchin), 1246 nucleotides long. It is a transcript of the gene tmem19, whose product is annotated as transmembrane protein 19-like. The record is from RefSeq and is a predicted model, not a curated record. Gene Ontology annotation, cellular component: membrane. Lineage: Eukaryota; Metazoa; Echinodermata; Echinoidea; Temnopleuroida; Toxopneustidae. The coding region runs from base 11 to 1072 and encodes 353 amino acids. The transcript is spliced from 6 exons.
AAUUGACCCCAUGUCUUUUCCGAGGGAAAGACUCACGCAAAAUCAUCGUGAGUUUGACAGUAAGGGAGCUCGUUUCGUCAAAAUGGUGAUCGUUGCAGCUACUGCCCUGAUAGUCGUACCAUUUGCGUUGACGCUUUGGUGGAUAUCCUUGAUAUCUUUUACGUAUUACGGUUAUGAAGGCCCUGUUUAUCCUAUCAGCCCAUUACGAUGGCUUAUUGCUGUCUGUGUCCCUCUCUACAUGUCUAUUGAUGCAUUACACCGAAAGAAAUUGGACCGAGCCGGAGCAGUAUUAGCGUUUGUAAUAGGUGUCGUCAUGACACUGAGUAGCUACUCUCAUUUCUUGAGCCUGGCCGCAUUCUUCUAUUCCGGGUCUAAGCUCACUCGAUUCAGGGCCAGAAAGAAGCAAGAGUUGGAAGAGGAUUAUAAAGAAGGUGGACAGAGAACAUGGAUUCAGGUCUUCGCAAACGGGGGACUUCCUGCACUGUAUGCCGCCCACUUCAUCCUCGACACCGGCUUCCAAGAUCACCCGCUGGACUUCUCACACUAUUACAACUCCACGUUCAUCGCUCUAGGGGUGAUGAGCGGGAUAGCGUGCUGCAGCGGAGAUACCUGGGCUUCCGAGGUUGGGAGCGUCGUCGGGAUGGAGAAACCUCGCUUGAUCACAACUUGGGAAAGGGUACCAAGAGGAACCAAUGGCGCUGUCUCUCUUGUCGGUACCCUGAUGAGCUUUGCUGGGGGUCUCGUCGUGGGCCUUGGAUACCUGGCAGGAAUCUUCUUAACGUUCAAUCAGGAGAUGCUACGUAGCUCUCCUCCCCAGUGGCCGGUCGUGCUCUUUGGGGGCGUGGCCGGCCUGGUGGGCUCCCUCUUCGACUCUCUGCUCGGGGCUUGGUUCCAGUAUUCAGGCUACUGCACGAGACAGUGUAAGGUGGUCCACCAAGCCUCGCCCACCACCGAACACAUAUCGGGCGUCGCCCUCUUUGACAACGAGGGCAUCAACCUCCUAUCGUGUCUCCUCACUGUCCUCAUCAUGCCCCACAUCUGCUUCUCCUAUUGGCCUCGGAUCGGCUAUUAAAGCGAGCCUUCGGGUAGGAAAACGGUAGUCUGCAAGCCCAGACCCCUAUUUGACACGUUAAUCUAGAGCCAAGACUAGACGCCAAAGGCUCUGUCUGUUGUGUCAAAUAAGAGCCCGCCACAGUACCCAGUGAAUCUAGUCUCACUACUUCAGACUGCAUUUAUGCACAAUGCA